Micromonas commoda is the source of this 1014-nucleotide messenger RNA. RefSeq lists its product with no specific name. The record is from RefSeq and is a predicted model, not a curated record. The transcript has a single exon. Bases 1 to 1014 code for a protein of 337 amino acids. Lineage: Eukaryota; Viridiplantae; Chlorophyta; Mamiellophyceae; Mamiellales; Mamiellaceae.
AUGCAGCCGCUGACGAUGCACGCGCGCGCGCCCGCGCGAGCUUCGACGGGCUCGGGCGCGGGAUCGUCCUCGCGCGGAGGACAGAUGCGGGAACGGGCAUCGUUCGCGUCGCCGAGCGCGGAUCGGCUCCGCGCGGGCGCCCGGCGGCGACCCGGGGGACGGCGACGCCGCGACGGGGGCACGCGCGUGGAGGCGCUCGCGGUGAUCCGCCUGCUCAAGUUCGACCCCGACCGAGUCUCCGUGUCGUUCGCCGAGGACACGUGCAGGAGGAUCGCGGAGCCCGACAGGACCCGACGCUACACCCUCACGCACAACGAUCUCACCCAGCACCUCACCCUCUCCGUCGCGAGCGACUUCAACCCCGACGGCCAGGCUGACGUGUGGUACACGCGGCUCCUGCGAGACGAGGUGCUCGCCGAGUGGUGCGACGACGGCUUGCACGUGCACUGCAACGUCACCGUGGAGGGGCACUGGUGGAUCGCGUGGGCCAAGCAGCUUCGCGCCAUCGUGUUCCGGCAGAAACUACCCCUCGUCCUCGACACCCUGAGGUACGCCGAGGCGGACCUCCUGUUGACCAACCCGAGCCUCGCGAGCGCGCCGGUUUUCGUGCACUUUCACGAGGGGCCGUGUCGAUCGGCGACGAGCGCGAGGUUCAACAACUCGAGGUCCGAGGGCGUCCGCGAGUACUGGGGGCUGUUCAGCAACGCGGGACAGCGCAAGGGGUUCGAUCAGUCGCGAUCGUACGACGAGGAGCUGUCGGGGAGCGAGGCGUUCUCGCUGGAGCGCGACCUGUGGACGCCGGAGAGCGUGGCGCGGGAGAUGCUAACCGGAACCGGAUCCGGAUCUGGCUCGUUCGACGACGACGGCGGCGGCGGCGGACGGGGCGUGGGUGGAGGCGGGGGUGGAGGCGGAGCGGACGGGCGCGUCGGCGCGGGGGCUCGGAGCUUCGCUAAAUCGCCGGGGCUCUCCGCGAGCGGAGGCCCGCCCGAAGACGCGGUUGUGACGAGCCGCUGA